Messenger RNA from Pyrus x bretschneideri (Chinese white pear), 1616 nucleotides. Its product is annotated as oxidation resistance protein 1. The coding region runs from base 311 to 1447 and encodes 378 amino acids. The transcript has 8 exons. NCBI's taxonomy places the organism in Eukaryota, Viridiplantae, Streptophyta, Magnoliopsida, Rosales, Rosaceae. The record is from RefSeq and is a predicted model, not a curated record.
CUUCUUAGCCUUGGCGUAGGUGAGUCGCCAGCAGACCAGCGACCCCAACAAAGUACGAAAAAGAAAGGCCAUAGCUGAUUAGCUUCGAGCUCACUCUUUCCUCUACCCAUCUUUUAUUCAUCAAUCUAAAAAACCCUUUUCCCUGAAUCAGAUAAAGCUCAAAGUUUCCUUCUUUUUGGAUCGACCCUUUGACGAACUGGUCGGAAAAAAGGAAAAUCAAGAAAUCGGGAGUAUUUUGUCUGACUCAGAAUCAAUGGAGUCAGUCAGAUGAUUGAUAGAGAUGAUGCUUGAUUGGUUGGAUAGAUUAUAGAUGUCAAAGGAAGAGAUGGGUAGGCCACGGUCGUUUCGGAGCAAGGCUGCCCACUUUGUAUCUGAUCUCACCACUGUCUUCCUCAACCCCAUUUCUGACAAACCCUCCAAACCCUCUCCUCCUCCUCCUCUCUCUGAAGAUGUGGAUGACUCCAAAAGAAGUCAAAAUGGAUCAAUCAGCGAAGAGAAUCCCGCUAAUGUUGUUGAUGGGCCCGACACGUCUUCCUUUAGUGCAUUCCUCUACUCACUAUUGUCGUCUUCAGAGUCUGGAGAUACUAAUAAAAAUUCAGAUGAGCAGAUUGAUGAUCAGAUGGAUAGGAGCAACCCAUCAUCUGAUUCCGCAAUGAAAGGAAAUGGUGGAAAGAGAAGUUUGCUUUCGAAGGGGAAACAGUCGCUUAGUAAAGUUAUGUUCCAGGCUGCUAGAUUUGGUGGGUAUCGGAGUCAAGAGCGCAAGGGUAACCCUGACAUGAAAGUUGAUGAUGCAAAUGAUUCGAACUUCACUAGAGUUGAGAUUAGGCCUAUGCAGAAAGCCCCAACGCCUGUGCCUUUGGUUGAUCACCCAGACAUUUCUGAACCUUCUUUACUUCUUACAGAAAUAACUAGAACUGCUCUUUAUGCUUCAAUGCCAGCGCUUGUUCAAGGACGGAAAUGGUUGUUGCUGUAUAGUACAUGGAGGCAUGGCAUAUCAUUGUCAACCCUAUACAGAAGAAGCAUGCUUUGGCCUGGCCUCAGUUUGCUGGUUGUUGGAGACCGUAAAGGUGCAGUUUUUGGCGGCUUGGUGGAGGCACCUCUUAGACCAACCAACAAGAAGUAUCAGGGAACAAAUGAUACAUUUGUUUUCACAAAUACACCUGGCCAUCCUGUUAUAUUUCGCCCUACAGGUGCAAAUCGCUAUUUCACAUUGUGCUCCAAUGACUUUUUAGCAAUUGGCGGGGGUGGUCAUUUUGCGCUAUAUUUGGACAGUGAGCUAUUGAGUGGAUCAAGCUCAUGCUCCGAAACCUAUGGGAAUCCUUGUCUUGCAAACUCAGAAGACUUUGAGGUGAAAGAAGUUGAGUUAUGGGGCUUCGUAUAUGCUACCAAGUAUGAGGAAGUACUUGCUCUAAGCCGUAUGGAGUCACCUGGGAUUUGCCGUUGGUGAAUGCAUAAUUUAGACCGCAUUUUUCUCUGAUGGUUGCUGUAUCAUCACCAUAACAACAGGUUUAUUACUGUUGCUGGAGCUAGUCCUCCAUGUACAUAAACACCACCUUGGCAUUGUACGACGGUUUUGAUUAGGUAGUAAUGAUUGUGAAUAGUAUGCUGGUUGCCAA